Eriocheir sinensis (Chinese mitten crab) is the source of this 14741-nucleotide messenger RNA. Its product is annotated as mitogen-activated protein kinase kinase kinase 11-like. The record is from RefSeq and is a predicted model, not a curated record. The transcript has 15 exons. Lineage: Eukaryota; Metazoa; Arthropoda; Malacostraca; Decapoda; Varunidae. Gene Ontology annotation, molecular function: JUN kinase kinase kinase activity; protein binding; ATP binding. Gene Ontology annotation, biological process: protein phosphorylation. The coding region runs from base 648 to 4184 and encodes 1178 amino acids.
GGCAGUCACACGCCAGAGCCCGCGGGGGGAUGACGUGCCGGCGGCCUUCCCACUAAUUUAUCGAUUCCACCUUUAUGGCGCCCCGUAGAUAUUUGUGGCGACCCUAGUGCCACCCCUUUAGCCACGCCCGAAGCCCACAGUAACCGACCUUAGUGACAGUGAUAGGAAACACGUAGAAAAUAAAGUAGAUCACAAAGCCCAAGUGAAAUAGAAGGAAAUUGAGUGAUAUUUGAAAAUACCGAAAUCUUUACUACUACGAUUUCUGCUACUGCCAUUACUACUACUGCUACUGCCUGCUAAUAUACGUGUUCUUAAGCAGUUAACACACGGAAAAGGGCUUGAAAGUAACGUACAAGGCUCUGAAAAUAGUGAAACAAGGGGAGAAGAGUGAAUUUCGAGAUCUGGAGGAAGGGGGAAGGGCAGACCCCAACCACCAGGGGGCAGCAGGCAGGGUCAACCUCUCCAGCCCCUGCCAUGCCCCCCUACCGACCUGACCACCUGUAGCCCCCUCCCCUCAUGCCCCCAGAGGUCUUGCCCCCAGGAAGGAAGGCUGGGUGAGGGCUAAUGGGUGGGGAGGGGAGUGCCAGGGGGGAGGCAGGGGGAGCAGAUCAGCAGGUCACGUCCCUCCCUUAGGGUCGCCCAACCCCAUGGAGAAUAAAAGGAAGAAGGGCGCCGCUCUGGAGAAUGGAGACACCUUCCCCACCUGCCCCAAGUCCCCCCAGCCCCCCCCUGCGCCGCCUGUGCCCCCCAGUCCUCCAGCCCCGCCGCCCCCCCAUGCCAGCCCCCAGGCGGCGGGGAGUGGCCAGCAGCAGCCCGGCCUGUGCACGAUCCUCUACGACUACGAGGCGCAGGGUGACGACGAGCUCAGCCUCCGCCACGGGGAGAUCAUCGAGGUGCUCAGCCGGGACGUGAAGAUCUCGGGCGACGAGGGCUGGUGGACCGGGAAGAUAAGCGGGAAGGUCGGCAUCUUCCCCUCGAACUUCGUGGCGGAGGUGCAGAACAUACGCGACCUCGAGCCUGUGGAGAUCGACUUCAACGAGCUGGAACUGGAGGAGGUGAUCGGGGUGGGGGGCUUCGGCAAGGUGUACAGGGGCGCGUGGAUGGGGCAGGAGGUGGCGGUGAAGGCGGCGCGGCAGGACCCGGACCAGGACAUCAGUGUGACCAUAGAAAACGUGAGGCAGGAGGCGAAACUCUUCUGGCCCCUCAAACACGAGAACAUUGUGGCCCUGAAGGGGGUGUGCCUGCAGGAGCCCAAUCUGUGUCUGGUGAUGGAGUACGCGCGCGGGGGGUCCCUCACGCGCGUGCUCCAGCAGAGGAAGGUCAUCGGGCCCUCCGUGCUCACCGACUGGGCCAUUCAGAUCGCUCGGGGCAUGAACUACCUGCAUAAUUCGGCACCUGUUCGGAUCAUUCACCGGGAUUUGAAGUCUUCGAAUGUCCUCCUGAGCGAGAGCAUCGACAACAACGAGCUCAAGUACAAGACGCUCAAGAUCACGGACUUCGGCCUGGCGCGCGAGGUGUCCAAGACCACGCGGAUGUCGGCGGCAGGAACCUAUGCGUGGAUGGCGCCGGAGGUCAUCAAGGAAUCUACGUUCUCGAAGGCCUCGGAUGUGUGGAGCUACGGGGUCCUGCUGUGGGAGCUCCUGACGGGGGAGUCCCCCUACAAGGGCAUCGACACCCUGGCCAUUGCGUACGGUGUGGCCAUGAACAAGCUGCGGCUCCACAUCCCCACCACCGUGCCCAUCGCCUGGAGGAAGCUGAUGGAAAGUUGCUGGGAGCUGGACCCCCACGCGCGGCCCACCUUCGUCGUCAUCCUCAACAAGCUGGACGAGAUCAGCCGCUCCAACUUCACGCAGACGCCGCACGAAAGCUUCCACACCAUGCAGGGCCACUGGAAGGUCGAGAUAGAGGAGAAGGUCAACGAAAUAAGGAUGAAGGAGAACGACCUCCGAUGCAGAGAGGAGGAGGUACGGCGUGCCCUCGUCAAGCAGAAGCAGAUGGCGGAGCAGCUGAAGAAGAGGGAGCAGGACUUGCGGAACCGUGAGAUGGACCUGUUGCAAAGGGAGAUCUCCAUUGCCAUCCAGCAGCAGUCCUCCAAGCCCACGCCCAAGAAGAGGAAGGGCAAGUUCAAGAAGAAGCUCCUCACUAAGUCACAUCAGAUCUCGGCACCUUCAGAUUUCCGGCAUCACAUCACGGUGCAGCCAACCGCAGGUGUUGUUCUUAACCCCACAAGCCCCGACAGCCCGCCAGGCUCCCCUAACCUGCCCAGGCUGCGGGCCAUUGCAUUAUGCUCACUAGAAAACCUGCCAUGCCAACCUAGCAUACUUUGUAAUAUUUUAAAAUAUCAAAUACCAGCGGACGGCGUGAAGGGCAAGACGUGGGGUCCCAGCACGGCACACCAGAAGGAGCGCGGCCACAUCAUCCCGCACCACCACGACACCAACCAGAAGCGAUGGAGUAAGUCUGCACCCAAUCUUGAGAAGCCCCUGCGGCCCCUCCCGUACACAGCCACCAUGACCGGCCUCAACCAGAUCACAGCCUACGGUCCGGAGAUUGCUGGCAAUGGAUAUUACUACAUGCCAGACUACAGCGCCGCGGAGGACGGCAUCACCUCCAAGCCAGUGCCACUGCGUCCCCUGCCGGUGCCAACGCUCUACAAUGGCACCUCGCCGGAGACCAAGGGGCAGCUGCCAAAGUUCUCCCCACUGGAGCUGCUCGUCUACAACAUCGCGGCGAUGCUGGCGAGCGUUGCGGCUGGCUACGACGUGCGACUGUCCAACGUGACGGCCGUGCACCCCAAGCUGCUGCCCGUCAAGUCACAGGAGGAGGACACGGACUACCAGCGCUGGUUAGGGAUGAGCGAAUACGAGUUUUCCUCCCCCUCCGGCUACGCCCACAACACCUACCACGGCCCCUCCCGCCACGCCCGGCCCGCCCUGGUGCUGGAGCCCAAGCCCAUACGCUUCACAGACUCGCCGCAGCAUUUUGUGAGUGGCCCGGCAGCCCUCCCCCCAACUCAGCCCCCACCACGGAGAAAGUCUUCCUCCGCUAGUAAUGAUAGUGAGCAGCAGGUGGUGAGCUACAGCGGCGGGCAGCGCGCGAUAUACAUCCCUGGGCCAGCAGACUACCUGAGGCCAGACUACCGCAGCAACCAGCACAUGAUGGUGUGGGGGGAACAGCACCCCCCACCCCCUGCAUCCUCCUCGUCCUCCAAGGCCCCCCCCUCCCCUAAGCCUGACUCGGACAUGUACCGGGGGGAGGCGCCGUAUGCCCAGCCGUAUGACCACCGGGGGGAGGCCCUGAACUACUACUACAGCAGCCACGGGGCGCCGCCGGAGUACCUGGCCAGCGUGCACUACGAGCAGCGCGUAUACCCCCAGUACAUGAUGCGGCACGCGACGGCACACACGGCCGCCUCCGCCGGAGUGGAGGGAGGAGGAGGGUACCAUGCCUAUGACAACCCCUCCACCUCAGUGUCUUCCUCCUCCACCUCCACCAACCCCCGCACCCCCUCCAGGCUCAACCUUCAGCACCGCCGCACCCCUUCCUCCGUCUCCAAUGCCUCCACCACCUCUUCCUCCAACAUCAACCCCUCCUUCAAGCUGGAGGACGAGGGGGACAGCUCCUACUCCACCCCCACACACCGCAGCAGCCACCUGGAGCUGCACCCUGGCCCUGCCCCGCCCCCCCGUGUGUCGCGGCAGAACUCCCAAGACACGGAGCGCUCGGCGGACCGGCCCGGCUCCCUGGACCUGCCCCGCCACCACUCGCGCUCCUCCCUCAGGAAGUACAACUACUCCCUCGGCCGGAGCUCUCCCAAGCCCCGCAGUGGGUCAGGGGGCUCCGGGGGUGGCACCCCCACCAACCCCACCCCACCGGACAGCAUGACCAGCGAGGACAGCAGCUAUGUCAGCGCCCCGGACAUGUACUCCACGCUGUCCGGGGGUUCGGGGGGCAACUCCACGGGGCGGGUCAGGUUCUCCCCGGCGGCCCACAUGCUGGAGGGGCUGGUGGGGCGGCACACGCUGCUGGACAUGCCGGUGGAGGGCCAGAGCCAGGACACCACGGUGCCGCUGACGGCCCUGCGGCACGCCAUCCGACACCACGAGCAGCAGCACCACCACCACCUCUCCCAACAGCCCAACUCAUGGACAGCCUUUGACGACGGCAGUGACGAGAGGUUGUAGCGCCCCGAGGCACCGGGCUGCCGGGGUGGCCAACACUCCUCACACCUCGAGGCCGUGGCCCCGUCACUCCCCCCAACUCUCGGCAUGACCCACAGUCUAGCGGGUCACGGCGUCUUGAGUGUCCGAGGGUGGGGGGGGUGGGGGUUGGGCCGGAGGGAAAGGGGGUGAUGAUAGGCCGGCGCGCCCCAGCCCCAUGGCAGCCAGUGUACCAGGCCGAGGCGGGGCGGCGGCCGGCUGGCGGUGUACAUAGUAGAGGUGUCUAGUUAUUUCUACUAGGACAGAGUUGAUAUAAUUCCUAUGAAGUCACAACUACUGUGAUCCUUGGGCAGCCUUUGUGUAACACUGGACCUGCGGCGGAGGGCAGGCGGAGGACGGUUGUGGGAGGCAGCCGCACGGCACCUCCACCACCACCACCACCACCACCAUCACCACCACCAUCACCACUACCACCACCUGAAGCAGGACACUGUUGUUCACUGUUCCAGCACCACAAUAGCUUCUUCACCCUGAGACUGUGUGUGUGUGUGAGGCAAGAAAACACAUUGAUGCACCUGUACUGGUAUGCUGCUGCUGCUGCUGCUGCUGGCGAGGAGGCUGUGAGGAGGAGACCCAGCGUGCAAUACUGGAGUAGUCAGGGGGCGGCUGAGGCAGGUGGGGGGUGGGGGGCCUGCUGGUGGGGGGCCUGUGUUGGGUUUUAUUUUUGGCCUUAACUUGAGGUGAAUUGAAGAAGCCUUUCCCUUUUUGUGUAUUUUAGACUGGAAUCUGUUUUAGGAUGGCCCGCCCAUCUUUUUGAAUGUACUGUAGUGAGGAAUUUUGUUUUUAGCAUGUGCCAUAUGAGAUGCCAUGUUCAUUUAGUGCCUGUUUUAAAAGUAGAGUUUUCCCCCUUUAUUAACAGUGAUCUCUAGGUUGUUUGAUAGUGAUGUUUCUUUAGAGAUGAGUUUUUACGAGGUUUAAAAUCCCAGCAACCAUUCCCAGACGAAAUGAACGAUGCGACCCCAUGCGGUCUGCAUCACCGAGGCUAGAAUAGAGCCUGGCUAGGGGGGGGAGGGGGCAGAGCUGCUCAGAGGGAAGUUAGUCAGAUCCAUCACCCAGCCCCCAACACACACACACACACACACACACACACACACACACACACACACACACACACACACACACACACACACACACUUCGCUGGUCCUGCUCCUGACUGACCCGUAGCCAACGUCAUUGUCUCCCAGGAAAGUUGGGAAACCUGAGGCGCCAUCGUGCACCAGCUCUGUCAGACCGUCACUCACACCUUUCAGGUUGCUCACACUGCUUGCCGUGCGCUUGUGGACAUUCUCUCCUUUGUACUUGUCCAGCUGCUCCUCCAGAAACUUAUUCCUCUGCUCCAGGAGAUUGAACUCCUUGGGAAGGCGUUGGUUGCCGGACCUCUCAUUUGUGUUCUCUAGGAUGAGCUGCUGCUUCUCAGCCUCAAACUUCCGACGCAGAGUUUCUUUGCUCUCCCUCUUCACAUCCUCUUGCUGGGCCUUGGACAGUUUGAGGGUUAGUCUUGCAUUCUCCUCAUUCACCUUCUCUGUUAGUUUGUGGUUCUCCUUCUUGGCGCUUUUCUUCCGGGUGAGGACGUCCAUCUUCUCACCCUUUUCCAUCUCCACUUCCUUGGUCAGCUUGGCAACCUUUGCCUCCAGUUUCCCAACUUAUAUUCCCAAUUAGGUCUACUGUUACUUUUACAACCAGAUGGUUGUAAAAAAUAACAAGGGACCUGAUCGGGAAUAUGUUGUAAAAUCCCAAUUUGCAAAUAUCAGAAAGAAAAAGAUUUGGGAAUGAUAAUUAACAACAAGAUGACACCAGCAGACCAUAUUAAUGAAAAAACAAGGGCUAUGAAUAUAUUAUUAGCUAACAUGAGAAUGGCCUUCACACCUAUAAAUGAGGAUGUGGUGAGGAAGAUAAUCAUUCCACAUAUAAGACCAACUCUAGAAUAUGCAGCAGCAGUUUGAAUCCCCAUUAAAAAAAAACAUUAAAAAGGUUGUAAAAGUACAAAGGGCUGCUACACAACAUGUUCCCAGCUUAAGAGAUUUAACUUAUGAGGAAAGACUCUGCCAGCCCUGGAGAGAGGAGAGGAGACAUGGUAAUGUUGUACAAGUGUGCCACAGGAAAGAAGAUAGACAUAAAGAAAUUUAUAUCACAUGGGAAAUUAACACAGUUGAAAAAUAUUUAACCCUCUCGUGCACAGUAAGCUUCCAGUAAGUUUCUCUUCCACUCACCAUGCAUCUCUCAGGCCCGACCAGCCUUUUUUUGCCGCCGCGAAACUUUAUAUUCCAGUACGUAUUUUACCAUCACAGAUAUAUCGUACCCCAAUAAAUUUGGUAUCAAUGGCUUCAUAAAGACAUACUAGAACAUGCACAAAUAAAAAUAGAGGAAAAAAUAUAUAUAAACAAUAGAAACUCGUUUCAAGUCUCUGUAUAGAGUAUUGUAGACAAUAAAUCCUAAGUACCAACUCUUCCCCACUUGCUAUCUCGAAAUUUUGUGGGCCAACUUUUUUAGCCGAAUAUAUGUUUCGAAGCGGAAUUUAGUGAGGAUUCUUAUGGUAUCCUAAAAAUCUUCAUACGCCUAUUAGUUCCUGACUUACACCAAGAAAACUGUAUUUUUUCUUCUCCCGUCAGAGUAGGCUAAACACUAAAAAUCACUUCACGCUCCUCAUUUACGUUCCUUAGAAAGGUUGCCAUAUGUUACCAUUAAGAAACUUAUCCAAACAAAUGACACUCCAAAUUUGAUGCACUUCCACCGACAACUUAAUUUUUUAUCAAUUUUUUAACUCUUAUGACGCGUUUCGCGUCAUCGUGCGCCAGGACCUUUUACCUUUGAUGACGCAAAACGCGUCAUCGUCCGCGAGAGGGUUAAGAAAUGAGGUGACAAGGAUGUAAGAAGCCUGUUUUCCAAAUGGAGCUGUUGACCAGUGGAAUGCAUUACCAGGUGAAGUGUGUGUGUCAACAACAUUCACAGAUUUAAAGAAUUGUAUGACAAAAUGGUUUAAAAAUUGGGACAACACAAGCCUGCUCAAGCCUGUAAAAACACAACUAGGUAAGAACAAUUAGGUAAGAACUCACACAGACAUAUACACACACAGAUGGGUCAGGGUACAGUGGGUGGGUGUCAGUGUGUGUUGGGUAGUGUUGCUGGGUGUCAGCUGAGCCACUCUCUCUGUGAUGCUAGCCAGGGGAGGGCCAGGAAGGUAAAAACCAUGAUAGUCUUCCUGUUGGUUCAGUUUCCAAACAUUAGAUACUAUUUUCAUCACCUUGUAAUUUUUGAAUGGUAGCAGCAAGCCUCCCAGAGCAAGGCAAGGGGGAGUAACGACUUGACGACUUUAUUUUUGUAUAUUUGAAGAAGAGGCCGAUUAGAUGGUUAGUCUGUUUUGAUACCCAGGGUGAGUGGGGGAGGAGAGGCGAUGUGAGUGUGAGCCUGAAGGAGCGGGCACCCGAGCACAGUCUCCUACACUUGAGUUCAUCCUGCUUGCCCCGCCCAGACACUCAGAACACCCUCAAGCAGACAUUCAGUCACCACACUUCAUUUUCACCAACGCUGCCAAGCCUGACGCGCCACGUUCCCACCAUAAACCCAAUCACUCUAUAGAACAGUAGAUCAGAGCUGAAUGACGAUGACAUACAGCAUGAUAAGUAAAUACAUACAUUAUAUAUAUGAAAAUAUAUAUACAUAACUUAUAUACAUAUAAUAAUGACCUUGUGGAUCAUCUGUUUUCUGCCUGAACUUGAUAUAUUUACCUUAAUGAAUGCAAGUUCCUAUAUCCAAGGCCAUAUGCUGAUACACUAGACCAGGUGACAUUGUGGGGGAGGGGGAAGGGGAAGGUGCUGGGACUGGCUUAACAAGUUCCACCUGGAGGUGUUGAGACACUUACCUGCUCUGGAGACUCAGUGUAGGCAACCUGAACGGCCGUGUGUCCAGGUAACGCCACAGCUGUUAGGACGUGUGUUGUUAUUGCUGUCCUGCCCUCGGGGCCCACCAGUACCCUGCCCACUGUGAACACAAUCCUGCUCACCCCCUCAAGGCUUGCUCAGUCUUGGAGGGUGGGAGGAGGUUGUGUGUGCAUGCAAGUGUUUGUACGUGUGUGUCAUGGUGGGUGCCCGGGUAGCUCCAAAAACCUCUCGUUAUGCUUGAGUUUGUCCUCUUCUGAGUCUCAUGUCAUCGUACUGUUGCAGUGGAAGGACCUCAUUCCUGUACUUUCCCUAACUUAGGUUAUCAACUCUCAAAAGUUGUUAUUAUUUAUUUUUUCCCCCCCCUGUUUCAACUACUGCAGUCUCAAAUUUACCUGGAUUUGGCCCAUAAAGUCUUUCAUAUCAAAAUACCCUUCACCAAAAUAUUCUUGUUCAGUUGUGUCAUCAAGUUUUUUUUUUCUGUCAGCCAUUCUCUUGUACCAUUCUUGGUGAAGAUUGUGAACAGUUUGAGUUGGAAAGUACUGUACUUACUGUUACUUCCCAGCCUUUGUGGGCUUCUGGGAAUGGCUCAAUGUUUUAGGGAUUGACUGAAUUGGUGGAACAGUUUCACUCAGAUAAUUGCUAAGGCUGUUGAAGUAUAAUUUCAGGCCAUUCUUUUUAUUUUUGAUUGAGUGCAGGACAAGAGUGAUAAAAUACAGCUUGGCACCGUAGACACAGAAUGGAGGUGCAGCGCUCCCAGUGGAUGGCUGUGGCGGUGACUGACGGCUGGCUGGCAGACUGGCUGUGUGAAGUCCUGGCACUGGGAACAGAAAAUGCACAGUCAGUUAUGCAGUGCCACCCAGGUGUGUGGCUCCACAGACUGAGUGCCAGGAUAGUGCUGUGUGGAAGGAAGUGUGACUAGAAACCUUCACAAGCUCUGAAUCAAGAGGGCAGCUCAGAGGGUGGCUACCAUAGCUGUUGUCUCAGGAAGGGCCGCGUGUAGGCUGAGUUUAACACUAGUGGUGAUAAAACGGUUAAAAAAGCCAACACCAAGUUCAUGUAAGAUUCCUGCUUAUUUCCUUCUUUGACCAGAUGUUGCAGUACAAUGCCAGCUUGUGGCCCAGCUUACUAACUCAAAGUAAUACCCUGGAUUCUCUGUGUUUGAGGAAAGAAAGUGGAAGGCGUGAGGGUGGGUGGGCAUGGGGAGAGAUGGUGGGGGCAAUGCACCGACGCCACACCCUCACACAUCACCCCACCAUCCCAUCAAGGCCUUGGAUGUGCCAUAAUGUUGUGUUGUGGAACAGAGUGUGGCAGUGUGUCCCACCUUGAGGCUUCUUGUGACCCUCUCUUCAACACGCUCCCUGCACCUGGAGUCUUUGCACUGCAGUGUGACAAGGAGCAAAGGUCUGGCGUGGACUGUUUUCACUAAACCAAGAGCAGGAAUGUUUUAGUGUGUGAGUUGGUCUCAAGUAAAACCAUUUUGUGUUUAGUCUAAUCUGACUUUAAUCUUUUUCAAGGAGAUUUGGCCUUUCGUGUGACAUUAACAAUUGUGCCUGUCUGUCUGUCUGUCUGUCUUUUCACUCACUCUUGCAUAGAAAAUCGUCACUAACAUUCACCGUUGAGUUGAUGUCAGUACCAACACACAGACUUGGUUGCUCUUCUCAGAAUCUAAAGUUCUGCAGUUCUUUGACAGUUAUGUAACAUGAGGCAGUCGGGCAGUUUUGGAACGUAUCAGAGAAUGUUAGGUUACUCUUUUCAUGUGAACCCAGUCAUUCCAGCAGCGUGGGAGUGACAUUACGAUGAUCCAGGUACUUGAUCAAUGCAGGAGUGUUUGUGUUGCCUCUCUCGUUGUUUACAUUCCUUGACGGCAGGCGAGCUGGUGUGUGUGUGUGUGUGUGUAUGUGUGAGAGAGAGAGAGAGAGAGAGGUAUACAUGAAGACGGCACCACACAAGAGCACCAGCAGUCACAAUCAGUAGUAAAGCAAGACAAUAAUUGAGCCUAAGUGUUUAUGCAGUAAGAGGAGCGUGAGUGUGGAGAGAAAGGAGGAGGAGGAGGCCGGGAGGAUGCUAACCUUCCAUAGCCAGCAUCAAGGAGAGGGGAGGGGGGGAGGGAGGCUGUAGUGGGUGUGUUGUGAUAUACAUAGAUUCGUCUCAGUGACUCUAUUCACUGUGUAAUUAAACGCAGCCUUACUUUGUCACAUAUUCAAAUCAUGUAUUUUUUAAAGAACACCAAUAGAUGACUGGAUAUUGUAAACUAUAUGAGUACUAUGACUACUACUACUACUACUACUACUACUACUACUACUAUUACAUAUGUUGUGUAAAAGAAGAUACUGUAACAGACUCCGUAAUAUUUCGUGUAAAGUAUUGAUAAGCAAUCUGUUAAUUUAUUAGCUAACUAGAGGUGUCAAAGGGUUGGUUGGUAACAGUGGAGAUGACAGAGGACUGGCUGGGAAGAAAAAAAAAGUUACACAUCUACCAUGCCCCUAGACGUGAAAACUCAAUCCGAUAUCCUUGCAUUCCUCGGCCUGUUAACCUGAGGGAUGCCAAAAGAAAACAUUGUAUACUUGUGUUUUGUUUCUGUUCUAGGAAAUAUGAGGUACACAAACAUUUCCUUUCUCUCUCCCUGUAUGCGGUUGAUCCCUUGCCUUGUGUGCCGGUGGGGAGCCUUGACAGGGAGGAGGAAAGAUUGUGAGAGGGGCAGGGGGAGGAGGAAACAGUGCGGGAGAGGUCCGAGGAAGGAAACAGUGUGAGAGGGGGAGAGGAAGGAGGAAAGUGAUAGGGGCAAGGGAGGAUGAGAAUAUGAGGCAAAGAUGAGGAAUGAUUUUGUGAAGGACGAAAGGAAAAGGGAACAGUAUGAGAGGGGUAGAGGAAGGAGGAAAGAAUGAUAGGGGCAAGGGGGGGAUGAGAGUAUAAGGCAAAGAUGAGGAAUGAGUGUGUGAAAGGCGAAAGGAAAAUGGAAGUGUGAGAGGGUAAAAGGGAGGAGGAAAGAGUGUGUGAGGGGCAUAUGGAGUAAGACGUGGAGGUGUGUUUCGGGGUAUUGGCGAGGGGGAGAAGUAAAAAAACAAACUAAUUGAUAGAAGGACAAAAAUGACACACUAACAAACAGAGAUUCAUGGAGGCAAGAGUCAGACGAGCACUCGGUCAGGAGAGAACAGGAAGGGAGAACAUAUCGACACUUGUAGAGAUGAUAGCAAUAGGCAAAGAAUAAACAACAGACUGAUAGGAUGGACAGACAGACAGUAACAAAUAGCCUACACAAGAGAGUUAGACACAUUCAGGGGAAGCCUCACUGACAAAGGGUUUUCAUAUGUAUUUUUUGUUUAAUUUUCUCAUGUGAUUGUGAUAAAAAUAAUGUUAUCCAAUGAGUUUUACGUUUGAGUGUUUUUUUAUGAGCAGUUAAACGGAUAGGAAGAGGAAGGAAGAAAGGAAUAGAUGGGGGGAAGAAGAAAGAGUUGAGGGUGAAGGUAGUUGAGGGGGGCGAAGCAAGGAAGGAAGGAAAGGAAAGGGAGAAAGGAAUGGAUGAAGGGGAAGAAGGAAAGGAAAGGAGUUGAGGAUGAAGGGAGUUAAAGGGGGGAAGUAAGGAAGGAAGAAAGGAAUAGAUGGGAGGAAGAAGAAGGAGUUGAGGGUGAAGGUAGUUGAGGGGGGCGAAGCAAGGAAGGAAGGAAAGGAAAGGGAGAAAGGCAUGGAUGAAGGGGAAGAAGGAAAGGAAAGGAGUUGAGGAUGAAGGGAGUUAAGGGGGGCAAGGAAGGAAGGAAAGGGAUGGAAGAAGGGAAGGAAAGGAAUGGAUGAGGGGAAGAAGGAGGCAAGGAUGGAGUUAUGGGGGAGGAAAAUAAGGAAGAAGGGAAGGAACGGAAAGAGAAGAAUGACUGAAGAAAAGCGAGAGAGGCGUCUGGAAAGCCUCAAUCAAUACUUGUGCUGGCAAAGAUUGUAUUUAUGUAUUUUUUGACUGUGAAGGUUGUGACCAAAGAAUUUUCUCCCUUGCAUAUGUACAAUUUUGUGAGCAGUCAGACAGAGAGGAAAGGUAAACAAAGCCUCCAUCACUACUUGUAUGGCAAAGGCUUCAUAUUUGUAUCUCUUAUGGUGUAUUGAAGAUUGUGAUAGGAAGAGAACGGCCUGAGUGUAGCAUUUUUUAUCAUUAUUUUUGUUGGGAGUCUGACAGAAAGGAAGGUAAACAAAGCCUCCAUCACACUACAUGUACAGCAAAGGCUUCAUAUUUGUAUCUCUUAUGGUGUUCUGAAGAUUGUGAUAGGAAGAGAACAGUCUGAGUGUAGCAUUUUUUAUCAUUAUUUUUGUGAGCAGUCAGACAGAAAGGGAAGGUAAACAAAGCCUUCAUCACUACUUGUACUGGUAAAGGUUAUAUGAUUUUUAUUUUUUUAUACUUCAAGAUUGUGAUGAAAAAAAAAGGUCUGGAUGUAUAGAGCAUUUUUUGUGGUUUUGCAUGAGCAGUCAAAUGUGAAAGGUGAGACAUGAAGCCUGAAACUGUACUGGCAAAGAAAGGUUUUGGAUGACGAUUUUCAAUAUUUUCAAAGUGUCGUAAAAGAAAUUGAAUGUUCUCUCUUGAUAAUAAUUUCUUGUGUGCUUUUACUGGCCAGGGCUUUAUAUAUACUUUCUUUUUUAUAUUCAAACAUUGUGAUAGAGGAAGAAAAAAAGGAUGUUCUCUCUGGAAUAUAUACUUGUAGCUAUAGGUAUUUUUUAUCAUUAUUUGUGAACGCAUUUACGAGGUAACUGUAAACUCAACUCAUCUCCAGGUCACAGUAACAAGAUCAAUAGAAGAAAAAAAUAUGUUCUCUCUGGAAUAUAUACAUGUAGCCAUAGGUAUUAUUUUUUUAUUAUUAGCGAGACUAUUUAUCGGGUGACAGAAAACACCAUUAAGCUUCAGGUCACAGUAGAGAGAGUGAGGAAGACUUGCCGUUCUGUGUCGCAAGUCACGAGGUAUUAUUCUAUUACUGUGGAAGUAUUUAUGAGGUGAUGGCAAACUCAACCAAUCUUCAGGUCACAGUAAAGAGGGUGUGGAAGACUUGCCAUUGUGUGUUGCAAGUCUGUAGGUAUCUUCUAUUAUUUGUGACAGUAUGUAUUAGGUGACAGAAAAAACUCAAUCUUCAUGCUACAGGAAAGAGUUUGACGAGACGUUCUGUGUUGCAAGUCUCAAGGUAUCUUCUAUUAUUUGUGACAGCAUGUAUUAGGGACAGAAAAAACUCAAUCUUCAGGCCACAGGAAAGAGUUUGACGAGAUGUUCUGUGUUGCAAGUCUCUCUCAUAAAAGGUUCACAGAUUUCCGAAGCCUCCCGUGAGCAUACCGUCGGGAAUUCUGGUUCGCAUUCAAUAGUUAGGAAGAGUUUGCAGCAUUCUCCCACAAAAUAAUUUAAACAGCAAGUCAGGAAAUCACUUAUGGGAUGCAAUAUGACAAGACUUAAGUGAAACAUCUAUUAUUAUUGUCAUUGAUUGUUAGGGUGAUAUCAAGGUGUUCAUUUCUGUAGGGUUCUCACGAGGCUGUCAUAUGGUUGGGCCUUGCCAGCGAGAGGUCAGUGUGAAGGCGUGUGUGUGAGGGGGAGGUUGUGUGUGUUGCAGGGGAGCCCCAAGCCUUGACAGGGGCACCCAAGCCUCAUGACACGACCCCACGUUGAGGUUACUGCCCAUCUCUACUCCCCCUACUCCCCACUCUCUCCCCCAUAGGAACUCCCCCCUCCCCCAGCUCUGCCAAGACCCCUCCCCCCCCUAACCAGCCGGGCCAGUCAUCCCUGCUUUUGACAUUCCAGAUUUAUCAUUCCCAUUCCUAGUUUGCCCUUUCUCUUCUCUUCUCUUCCCUUUCUCUUUGCCUCCUCCUCUUCUCCCCUCACUUAAUUAUCAUAUCCAGUGUAUUAUUAUUAUUAUUCUCUUCCUCUUUCCUUUCCCUUCCUUCUAUAUUUUCUUCCUUCAUCCCCUCUCUCCUUCCUUCCUUCCUCUCUUCCUUCCUUCCUUGUUUUUAUUCCUUUAUUCCUCACUUGUCAUUUUCCUUCUUCCUGGAUGAUAUGUUUGCAGUAUUUCUCCUCCUCCUCCUCCUCCUCCUUCUCCUCCUCCUCCUCCUCUUCCUCUUCCCAUGUAUUCCUUUUCCAGAUUCCCAGUUCCAUAUUUUAGAGUAUAUUGGAAAGCCUUAAUAAGUGUGUGUGUGUGUGUGUGUGUGUGUGUGUGUGUGUGUGUGUGUGUGUGUGUGUGUGUCAUGUAGUUGAAGCAGUGUCUUAAAAACCUUAGACAACUAAUUUUUUUUUCCUUCUUUUCUGUAGAGAUUCAGUUUGCGAGUGAAUGAGUGAGUGAGUGAAUCAGUCAGUCAGUCAGUCAGUCAGUCAGUCAGAUGUGUGGUGACGUGUGUGACUCAGGAAUGUGUACAGGUGUGUGAGCAGGUGUUGUGUUUCCAGUCAGUCAGUCAGUCAGUCAGUCAGUCAGUCAGUCGAGAUAAAAGGAGAUUGAUUAACAAGUCCCCCCCCCCCUCCCCCCCAAAUCUCUCUCUCUCUCUCUCUCUCUCUCUCUCUCUCUCUCUCUCUCUCUCUCUCUCCAGGUUAACCAUUAUUGUAAAAAAAGGUCAUCUACUUAUUUCUCGGUCAUACAAAGAUUAUAAGGUUGUGAACCGCCUACUUUUAUUUAUAUGUAAAUACAAGAUUCUACUUAA